UCGCUCUGAAAUCCUGCGCAUAUAAGCCCAGCUGCUCGUCGUAUCACGUAAAAAGCGAACAAACCAACCGACGAUCCUCCUCUCUCUCACCUUCUCUCUCCGCCAUUUUUUCUUCCUCCGUUUACUUAAUUCCGUCGCGUUCGCCGCCAAUGGUGAUGGAGGACAACAGCGAGAGCUGCGGGAGUAGAGCGCUGAACGACGCGUCGUCUUCUCCGCUUCAGUCUCGCCAGCAGAGAAAGCUCGGGGUUUACAAUGAGGUCCUCCGCCGCCUCAAGGACUCCAAAAACGACGAAGCCAUUUGCCCUGGCUUCGACGACGAGCUUUGGGCUCACUUCAAUCGCCUCCCCACUCGGUACGCACUAGAUGUGAAUGUGGAGAGGGCAGAAGAUGUGCUUAUGCACAAGAGAUUACUGCAUUUGGCUCAUGAUCCUGCUCAUCGACCAGCGAUCGAAGUCCGCCUUGUACAGGUUCAUUCUGUUGCAGAUGGGAAUACAGCAGAUGCUACAGAUUCUCCGGGUAAAGAUGCUGCCCAAAGUUCUAACAUAUCUAGCAGACUAAGUAUACAUCCUCCUCCAGCAUUCGGCUCAUCUCCUAACCUUGAAGCCCUUGCACUUGAGGCAAAUAAAUCUGAAGAGCAUGAUGAUGAACAUUCUGUACAUGCCAGAACUCAAUUUACUCGGCCCAUAUUGCAUGAAAUUACUUUCUCAACAGACGACAAGCCUAAACUACUCAGUCAGUUGACUUCCUUGCUUGCGGAGAUUGGGCUGAACAUCCAAGAAGCACAUGCUUUUUCCACAUUAGAUGGUUACUCCCUGGAUGUCUUUGUUGUUGAUGGCUGGCCUUACGAGGAAACAGAGAAGCUUAAGAUCGCAAUACAAAAGGAAGUUUUAAAGAUUGAGAGGCCAUGGCCGCCUACUCAUCAAUCAUCUUCUGGCAGCGAGCAUAAUCAAGUAGUGAUCAAAACUGAACCUGUUCAUCUGCAAAUACCUAAUGAUGGGACUGAUGUAUGGGAAAUUGAUCCUAGACAGUUGAAGUUUGGGAACAAAGUUGCAUCUGGGUCUUGUGGAGAUUUAUAUAAAGGUACAUAUUGUACCCAAGAAAUCGCCAUUAAAGUCCUCAAGCCUGAGUGUGUAAAUUCUGAUAUGCAGAAAGAUUUUGCCCAGGAAGUUUAUAUUAUGAGGAAAGUUCGACACAAGAAUGUUGUCCAAUUCAUUGGUGCAUGUACCAAGCCUCCAAGCUUGUGCAUUGUAACAGAAUAUAUGUCUGGUGGAAGUGUGUAUGACUACUUGCAUAAACAAAAGGGUGUUUUUAAGCUCCCAUCCUUGCUCAAGGUAGCAAUCGAUGUUUCCAAGGGAAUGACCUACUUGCAUCAGAAUAACAUAAUCCACAGGGAUUUGAAAGCGGCCAAUCUCUUGAUGGAUGAAAAUGAAGUCGUUAAGGUUGCUGAUUUCGGGGUUGCUAGAGUGAUAUCUCAAUCUGGAGUAAUGACAGCAGAAACUGGGACAUAUAGGUGGAUGGCUCCAGAGGUUAUAGAACACAAGCCAUAUGAUCACAAGGCUGAUGUUUUUAGCUUUGGAGUUGUGUUAUGGGAGUUGCUGACCGGAAAGCUUCCAUAUGAAUACUUGACCCCGUUACAAGCAGCCGUUGGAGUUGUUCAAAAGGGCUUACGGCCGACCAUCCCAAAGAACACUCCUCCCAAGCUUGCUGAGCUGCUCGAGAAAUGCUGGCAACAAGAUCCAAAAUCAAGACCUGAUUUCUUGGAAAUCAUAGAAAUUUUGCAGGCAUUAGCCAAAGAGGUUGGUGAUGGAGAGGAACGACACAAAUCAUCGGGAGGAUUACUGUCCAUCCUGCGACGGGGUCACCACUAACCAAGGCAAGCAGAUGUUUAUUGCUUGAUCAAAAGGAAUUAUAGUGCGGGGAAUUCCCCAACUAUUUUUCACAUACCAUGUACAGUAGUACAUCCUCUUUUCCUUUGUCUGAAGAGCCAUUAUUUUGACCGACCACCCGCCUUUUUAUUUAUUUAUUUAUUUUGCGUUUUCAUAUCGUAACAAGAGUUCAGAAUGUAAUGGUGAUGGUUUGGAUGAGCAUUGUAACUUUGCAAGUAUCCUGAUGUUUAACAAUGACAAUGUUGUCGUGAGUUUUUCUUUCA
This is a messenger RNA of Pyrus x bretschneideri (Chinese white pear), 2149 nucleotides long. Its product is annotated as serine/threonine-protein kinase STY46. Gene Ontology annotation, biological process: protein phosphorylation. Gene Ontology annotation, molecular function: protein kinase activity; ATP binding. The transcript is spliced from 16 exons. Lineage: Eukaryota; Viridiplantae; Streptophyta; Magnoliopsida; Rosales; Rosaceae. The record is from RefSeq and is a predicted model, not a curated record. Bases 150 to 1868 code for a protein of 572 amino acids.